Molecule: messenger RNA, 546 nt
Organism: Colletotrichum orchidophilum
Lineage: Eukaryota; Fungi; Ascomycota; Sordariomycetes; Glomerellales; Glomerellaceae
Exons: 2
Coding region: 1-546 (181 amino acids)
Molecular function (GO): acyltransferase activity, transferring groups other than amino-acyl groups
Source: RefSeq, a predicted model, not a curated record
AUGCCCCAUAGCCUUGUCGGUGGCAGGGAGAAGAAGCGACAUCAGAAGGCCGUUGACGACGCCAGCGGUGACGUCGUGGGCUACGCGCGAUGGAUCUUGCCCGAUGACGAUGCUCGUAUUUCCUGGUCCGAAGCAUCUGUUCGCGAGCCCACACAAGAGGAAGCCGACAACUUCAGAGCAGCUUUCCAGGCCAAUACUGAGGGUGGUGAAAUUAAGGGUAUGGAUGGAAGACUGCAGGCUGCUCUUGGACUGCCGCUUGAGGAGGCUGAAGUUGCUGCAAUGCGAUCGCAGGAAGGCCCAUUCCUAGUUCUCGAUUACCUCACGGUGCACCCGGAUCACAGGCGUAAGGGCAUAGCUUCGGCUUUAGUCAAGAAUGGCCUAGAGCAGGCUGAUGCCGUAGGAAUGAAGGUUUGGGUCAUGGCCACGAAGACGGCGCAGCCCAUGUACGAAAAACUUGGUUUCGAACUCGUGGAUAGCGUCACAACAUCUGUCACCGAGUUCGGAAUCGCAGAGCCUCACGAGAAGGCAUUCUUGAUGAAACGAUAG